UUGACGAAAAAGAAGGGAAAAGACGAGGCCACCUGGAAAUUCUGGGAGAAGGACGGGUCGGGCAAGGUCAACCCGCUCCAGGGCGAGGAUGCGUAUAAUGAGGCGCUUGUGGGCGCGAAGGAGAUGGAGCGAGAUCUGAGAAAAAGUAUGAAGGCGGAAAUAAGGGACACGCUAUCAAAACUUGAUAAAGGAGGUUUUUUGGGCUCCUUUGGAGUCGAUAAUCCCGAUACCCUCGUGAAGGAUUUUGAGGCACAGGUUGAGGGAGCAGGCAGCCCAGAGGAGCUUGGGGAGAGCUUGGAUGCUUACAUCAAGAGCUUGGAAAAACAACUCACAGAGAGGGGAUUUGAUGUAAGCGCAUUCGACGAUUCGAACCCUAUGGCAAACCUACGCGUCAUCGAGACGACGGCUGCGACAGAACCGGCAAACCGCAAGAUGAGCCUCCCAAUACCACAAAUUCCCGAGACAGCGUGGAGACCCAACCAGCGGAAGAAGCUUGUUCGAUUGAACUCUACACUCAAGCGGGUCACGAAAGAAAUGGGAAGAGGGGAAAAGAUGACCGUCGAGGCAGCCGUGUCUGUUUGGAAGGCGUACAACUUGGCACGGCAAACACUGGCGACGUCCUGGGCUAAUGUUCCCCACGAGGUCUGGGACCUUUUGUGGCAGUAUCUGUCCCUGGACGAAGCCAACAACCCCAGCCGACUUACGUUUCUUUCGAUGCUGGCGAGGGACAUGAGCGAAGCGAAAGUGCCUCUGAGUCCUUCUCAGCAGCUUGCAUCCGUGGAAGCUAUGUUUGCGUAUGGAUGGAAGGACAAGGCUAUGCACAGCUGGAAACGAUGCAUGCCGAGUCUCGGCGAUACCGGCGCUGAUACCUUUCAUAAGUUCUGGGAGCUCGGGGUACGCAUGUUCUGCGAGAUGGGAGACCUGGCUCAAGCAGAGCGUGCAGUCAACAAGAUUUUGGAACGUCAGCUCGACCCUCGCAUUCUGAUGCCCUUCAUCAGAACAUGUGCAGAGGACCCAGAGGAGUCGUCACAAGAGAAAGCGUGGGAUGCAUACCGACGUAUGAGAGAUCUGCUUGGCGAGUCCAUGGAACUCGAAGAUUACGACAAGGUCAUUUCGUUCUUCUUGACAACAAAUCAGACCGAGCUUGCUCUGCAAGCUUUCGUCGACAUGAUGAGCUCGGGAACAAUCGAUGUCAGGGGGAAGCAAACUCUGCCCUCCCAGAUCGGGAAUAAGUUUUUCUUCGGCAAAUGGUUAAAGCGGCUCAUCGGUGCUGGAGACCUGGAAGGCGCAUAUAGCGUUUUCAAGUACAUGCGGUCAAUUCACGUUGAGGCGGCCAGCAUUCAGAUUAACGGCCUGAUCGGUGCCUGGCAAAGGUCAGGCGGUGCCGACAACCUUCAGAAGGCCGAUGAUCUCGCCUGGGAGAUGAUCAACGCCCGCAUCGAGUUCGUCAAUGUUCGUCGCCGACUGUCUCGUACAGACGCUCCUAUCCGCACCGUAGACAUUCCCCGAUCUGAAAAGAGGUCGGCGGCGAUGCCGAAGGCAACACUCGAGACUUUCUCCCUGCUUGCCGAGAACUACCGACUUCGGAGGCUGCACGACCAACUAGAGAAGCUAUGGAACGCUUCCACGGAGGCAGAGAUCAGUCCAGGUGCCUUCAUGAUGAACCAGCUGAUAGAGUCCUACUCUCAGAUGGGCAACAUUGCAGAAGCAAGAGAUAUUUACCGCAUGCUCGUACACGAACGUCAGGUGAAGCCUGAUCCUCACACGUUCAUGGAGUUGUGGAAGAUGCUUGGAAUCAAUAGGCUACACAGCCUGUCCGGUGACCAUCUCGUCGACGAGAUUAAGCUCACUAGGGAGACGUUCGCGGAGACGAUUCGAUUCGCUCACGUCUUCAAAGCCGAGGGCUUUGACGGCCAAUUCGCGAGGAAGAUAUUGCAUACCUUCCGCCGGCUGAAAGACACCAUCGGCAUCGUCAUCGCCCUACGAGCAUUCAAAGAGCUUUUCAACUACGGGCCGCCAGAGAUGCUCACCCUUGAGAUGCUAAUGGAAACUACUGGUCUUACCUGGGAUACCGCUGGAGUGAGACGGAAGCUGCAUCUCGCGAAGCGCGGUAUUGAGAGAUACGUAGUGGAGCGGCCACGUGAGGUUCCGCAAAACAAGACUCUGGAGCAAAUGACACCGCAAGAACGCAGGCAGGAAAUGUCGGACUAUCUCCAGGAGAAAUAUCUCCAUGAAUUCGGUGAUGUUCCUGAUGGAUUAUUGGAGCAAGUCGCCGACGAAAUGGGCGUGUACGAUAUUCUUGCAAAAAGGGGUUAG
Colletotrichum karsti is the source of this 2316-nucleotide messenger RNA. RefSeq names its product pentatricopeptide repeat protein. Lineage: Eukaryota; Fungi; Ascomycota; Sordariomycetes; Glomerellales; Glomerellaceae. The transcript has a single exon. The record is from RefSeq and is a predicted model, not a curated record. Gene Ontology annotation, molecular function: protein binding.